Molecule: messenger RNA, 1735 nt
Organism: Menidia menidia (Atlantic silverside)
Lineage: Eukaryota; Metazoa; Chordata; Actinopteri; Atheriniformes; Atherinopsidae
Source: the annotation of a GenBank genome assembly
AUGGGUAGGAAAAAGAUUCAGAUCCAAAGGAUCACCGACGAAAGAAACAAGCAGGUGACGUUUACGAAGCGGAAGUUUGGCUUGAUGAAGAAAGCCUACGAGCUGAGUGUAUUGUGCGACUGUGAGAUUGCUCUCAUCAUCUUCAACCACGCGAACAAGCUGUUCCAGUAUGCCAGCACUGACAUGGACAAGGUCUUGCUCAAAUACACAGAGUACAACGAGCCACACGAGAGCCGAACUAAUGCGGAUAUCAUCGAGACUUUGAGAAAGAAAGGUUUCAAUGGCUGUGACAGUCCAGAGCCAGACGGCGAAGACUCCAUUGACCAAAGUCCUCUCAAUGAUGACAAAUUUCGUAAGACCACAGAGGACCUCGAUGUUCUCUUCAAACGCUACGGACAGUCAGCAGCUCCGCCCCAAACCUUUACCAUGCCCGUCACAGUCCAGGCGUCCAGUCAGAGCAAUCUGCAGUUCAGUAAUCCUGGCAACGCACUGCGACCAGCCAGUGCAGGUGCUCUUCUUGGAGGCGACCUAAAUAAUUCAAACGGAGGAUGUCCGAGUCCAGUCUCUAAUGGAUACACCAGUGCCAGGGCCUCCCCAGGUCUCCUCACCGUUUCCAAUGGCAACAGUCUGGGGAAAGUAGUUCCGGCCAAGUCUCCACCUCCACCUCCCAGCCCCCAGAUGGUCAACAGCCGCAAGCCAGACCUCCGAGUCAUCACCUCACAAGGUGGAAAGAGCCUCAUGCAGAUGACAGAGGAUGAACUGGAAUUGGUAAACGAGAAUGCCCAGCGGCUGGCAGCUGGAGCCCAGGUGGCACAGAGCCUCACCACGCCGGUGGUCUCUGUGGCCACACCGAGCCUCGUGGCGCAGGGGCUGCCCUUCUCUGCCAUGCCCACAGUGUACAACACAGAGUACCAGCUGACCAGCGCAGACAUCACGGCUUUACACGCUCUGGCAUCGCCCGGCGGCCUGUUGCCCACCAGCGUGUCCACAUGGCAACAGCAGCAGGCCGUAUCCCAGCAACCGCCGCCGCAGCAGCAACAGCAAACACAACAACAGCAGCAACAGCUGAACCUCGCAUCGCUCAGCAACUUAGUCAUGUGGGGUGUGGAUAAACAGAGCAGCGAGCUGUCUAGCCAGGUGUCCAGUUUGGCUGCCAAUCUGAGUGUUGGCUCUCCGUCCAACCUGCUCUUGGGUAGAGAUGAGUGGUUGGGCCGGCCGGUGACCAACAUCCAUCAGGGCGCUAUGCUAACCGUCAACACAAACUCCAGUGUGAGCAUCAAGUCCGAGCCCGUCUCACCCGGCCGGGACCGCAGCACCCCGUGUCCUCCUCCAUCCUCCACCACGCCGUCCUCGACCUCGGGGGGAGCCGUCCUGACCGCCCCGCCGCAGUACCCCGGCUCGCUGCUGUGUCUGGAGCCUCCCACCGGCCGCUCGCCCGCAGACAGCGUGAGCAGCAACGCCAGCUCCUUCGAGGGCAGCGAUCGGGACGACACCGGCGCUGCCGGCGGAGCCUCUGGUGGAGGCGGCGGUGGUGGCGGCACCAGUGGCGAGCUCCUCAGGGUGUCCAAUGACCCAGAGCAGGAGGGGGGGAACAUAAAGCGAAUGAGACUGGACGCCUGGGUCACAUAGAGCCGCCCCCUCUGCCCCCACAGUGAAGUAGUGAAGUUCAGUGACUCUUACAACACACAACCACAUCAUUGUUAGCACCCCCCCCCACCACCACCAUCACCACCAC